Bombina bombina (fire-bellied toad) is the source of this 886-nucleotide messenger RNA. RefSeq names its product chymotrypsinogen 2. The transcript is spliced from 7 exons. Gene Ontology annotation, biological process: proteolysis. The record is from RefSeq and is a predicted model, not a curated record. Gene Ontology annotation, molecular function: serine-type endopeptidase activity. NCBI's taxonomy places the organism in Eukaryota, Metazoa, Chordata, Amphibia, Anura, Bombinatoridae. The coding region runs from base 38 to 832 and encodes 264 amino acids.
CAGCUAUCUGGGGGUCUCAGACAUUUACUGAACAAGAAUGGCUUUCCUCUGGCUCCUGUCCUUCACUGCCCUUCUGGGUGCAACCUAUGGGUGUGGUGUUCCUGCGAUAGAACCUGUCCUCACUGGUUAUUCUCGCAUUGUGAAUGGUGAAGAGGCAAUUCCUGGCUCUUGGCCAUGGCAAGUCUCUCUGCAGGAUAGCACUGGAUUUCAUUUCUGUGGCGGAUCUCUCAUCAGUCCUGAAUGGGUUGUUACAGCAGCACACUGUAAUGUCAGGACAUCCCACCGUGUUGUUUUGGGUGAAUUUGAUCAAAGCUCUAACGAGGAAGCAGUUCAAGUUAAGAAAGUUGCCCAGGUAUUUAAGCACAAACAGUUCAAUAUGUUUACUAUCAAGAAUGAUAUUACCUUGAUUAAACUUGACUCCAAAGCUAACAUAAAAGAUGCUACUGUGUCCCCUGUGUGCCUGGCUGAGACCACAGACAACUUCAGUGGUGGGAUGAGAUGUGUCACUACCGGAUGGGGAUUGACAGACUCCACUGCUAAUCAAACACCUGCAAGACUUCAGCAGGCAGUUCUCCCUCUCUUAACCAACACUGAAUGCAAGACAUAUUGGGGCAACAAAAUUGCUGAUGUUAUGAUCUGCGCAGGAGCUGCUGGAGCCUCAUCUUGCAUGGGUGAUUCUGGUGGACCAUUGGUUUGUCAGAAGGAUAAUGCGUGGACUUUAGUUGGUAUUGUGUCCUGGGGAAGUGGCACUUGCUCCCCAUCAUCUCCUGGAGUAUAUGCCAGAGUCACAGCUCUCAGGGACUUUAUUGACCAGAUUGUUGUUAAUAACUAAUCUAUUUGUUCAUCUGAAAUAAGUCUGUUUAAAUAAAUGUAUCUUGCAUUAAAA